AUCGCUAGUAAGGUAGGAUUCAGUGAAACUUCAAUAAUAUUGAAUUGAUAAACUUUCACCAUAAGGUGCGUCUGACUGUGAUUGUCAGAAAAUGGAUGGUUUCUUUUGUCAUCCUGAAUCAGAAAUCGUUCAUUUCAGUGGUACUUUACGUGGGUGCAGUGUCAGUUUUUGCGUGAUCUCAUCAGGAAUACACACAAGAUGCAGAUAAGGCUGAUUCCACGGGAAGAUGGUAUUGCGGAGUGGGCAAUGAUCGAACUACAAGGGACGCUGGAGUCAGCUGGUACGCUUACAGGACAACGAAUUGGUACCUUAAAAUGGGAGAAUAAAAAAGCUUUACUUCAUAUUGGCCGUCACAUUAUGGAAGGGAAAGAGGUGAAACUCCAGAAUCCACUAAUUGUACUUGCACGAGAUGCAGGAAGUCAAGGAAUUGCGCAAAUUGCCGCUGUGAUUCGUAAAAAAGUUCAAUUUCGUGCACGACCAAUGCCUGUAUGAUUGAUCUAUCAUGACUUUGUAUCCAAAUUCACACAACUUUGCCGACUUUAUCAAGGAUUACGAGAUACACAUCUCGAGAUUAUCAGAUACAAUUUCCGAUUUACAUCCACAGGUUUUAUGAAGCGACAGUCACAUUCUAAACUCAAAGUUUUAUGUGUUCCGCAUCUUUCUAGAGUAUUUCAACAUUGCCAGUUCACAUAUGUGAUAUACAUAAUAAAAUGUAAUGUGCAUAAAGUAUUUCAAGUUUAGCAACAUAAUCUUCUUGAAGUCUAACAGGGUCAUAGCAAUCCGUUCAAAUAGUUAAUAACAGUUAAAACAAUUUGGAAGUGAAGUUACCAUACUUACUUCAUUUCUACAAAUCAAGAUAUAAGUUCACUUUUGAAAGGUUAAAAUGGGACCGUAAUUCAGGAAGCGUAUUCUGUGAUAUUUUCCUUGAAUUUUUUGUACAACAGAUUUUUCUUGUAUAUCCAUCAUCACUGUAUAUCCUUCAGUAUGUAAUAUAAUAAAAUCGCACACAUAUUUUCGCUUACCUUUUAUACACACCAUA
This is a messenger RNA of Loa loa (African eye worm), 1039 nucleotides long. RefSeq names its product replication factor C complex. The record is from RefSeq and is a predicted model, not a curated record. The transcript is spliced from 3 exons. NCBI's taxonomy places the organism in Eukaryota, Metazoa, Nematoda, Chromadorea, Rhabditida, Onchocercidae. Bases 199 to 492 code for a protein of 97 amino acids. Gene Ontology annotation, cellular component: Ctf18 RFC-like complex. Gene Ontology annotation, biological process: mitotic sister chromatid cohesion.